Molecule: messenger RNA, 374 nt
Organism: Hyposmocoma kahamanoa
Lineage: Eukaryota; Metazoa; Arthropoda; Insecta; Lepidoptera; Cosmopterigidae
Exons: 2
Coding region: 7-309 (100 amino acids)
Source: RefSeq, a predicted model, not a curated record
GGUAAAAUGUCGCUGUCUCCGUUUUUCCGGUCCCCGUUUACCGAUAUCACCGCUUGUCUGAUAUCUCAUCAGACGUUUGGCAAAUGCCAAAAAGAAGAGAUGCGCUACAUGGACUGCCUUGAGGUGUACGGCCUGGAACGGGGAAGAGUCAAAUGCGAGAGACUUUUCGCCGAUUUCCAUGAAUGCCAAACGAACACUUUGCAAUUCAAACGAUUUAUGGCAAUGCGCGCGGAAAGGGAUCGACAAAUAGCUGAAGGUAAACUUAAGGGCGAUGAAAAAUUCGUAACUCCAAGGAUUGACAGUUUUUGAUCAUUAAUCACUACUUUGUAAAGUAAAAAAAUAAUAUAUUAGCAAUCUGUAAUAAGUGUAUGUAA